AUGGAAAGCCGUAGAAACAUCUCAGAAUUCAUUCUUCUAGGACUUUCUUAUGACCAGAACAUCCAAAUAUUUUGCUUCAUAUUCUUCUUCUUCUGUUAUCUUGCUCUGUUGUUGGGAAACCUUCUGAUCCUUGUCUCCAUUCAAUGCAGUCCUCUUUGUAGCCAACCAAUGUACUAUUUCCUCAGCCACUUAUCUUUCAUAGACAUCUGCUAUACGUCUAGUGUUACACCCAAAUUACUUGGAGACCUGCUAGCGGAAAGAAAGACCAUGUCCUAUGGUAACUGCAUGUUGCAGGUCCUUAUCAUGCACUUCUUCGGAGGCACUGAGAUCUUUAUUCUCACUGCCAUGGCCUUUGACCGCUACGUUGCCAUCUGCAAACCUCUCCACUACGUGAUGAUCAUGAACAGGACACGAUGCAACCUCCUGCUCUUGGCUGCUUGGGCUGGGGGCGCAGUCCGUGCCUUGCCUCAGUUUUUUACGGCGAUCCGGUUACCUUUCUGUGGUCCUAAUGAACUCGAUCACUACUUCUGUGGUAUCUUUCCUCUGCUAAAAAUCGCUUGGACUGACACCCACAUCACUGGUAUCCUUGUGAUUGCCUUUGCAGGUGUGAUUGCCUUAGUCACCUUUGCUGCGUUAUCUGUUUCUUACGGAAUUAUAUUAUUCAGCUUAAAAAACCGUUCGGCUGAGGGAAGACAAAAAGCACUUUCUACCUGUGGGGCUCAUAUCACCGUAGUCAUCUUAUUUUUUGUGCCUGUGAUCUUUAUUUACCUUAGACCUCCUACGACUUUUCCUGAAGACAAAAUAUUUGCACUCUUUUAUACUAUCAUUGCUCCUAUGUUCAAUCCACUGAUAUAUACACUGAGAAAUACAGAGAUGAAAACUACUUUGAAAAAAUUGAGUAUCAAAUGUUAUUUUCAAAGGAAGCGCACAGUUACUUUGAAGAGGCUUAUUGGCUAA
Molecule: messenger RNA, 957 nt
Organism: Phacochoerus africanus (Common warthog)
Lineage: Eukaryota; Metazoa; Chordata; Mammalia; Artiodactyla; Suidae
Product: olfactory receptor 4P4-like
Exons: 1
Coding region: 1-957 (318 amino acids)
Biological process (GO): G protein-coupled receptor signaling pathway
Cellular component (GO): membrane
Molecular function (GO): G protein-coupled receptor activity; olfactory receptor activity
Source: RefSeq, a predicted model, not a curated record